Zasmidium cellare ATCC 36951 is the source of this 1182-nucleotide messenger RNA. RefSeq lists its product as uncharacterized. The record is from RefSeq and is a predicted model, not a curated record. The transcript is spliced from 3 exons. Lineage: Eukaryota; Fungi; Ascomycota; Dothideomycetes; Mycosphaerellales; Mycosphaerellaceae. Bases 1 to 1182 code for a protein of 393 amino acids.
AUGGCUACACCAAAGAUGCACGGCAUCACUCGCGCCAGCCUGGCUUCGCUGGACCUGCCGAAAGAUGCGCGCAUCACCGACGUUAAGCAUUUGGCCUCCUACAACUGGAUUCGAGCUCCGUCACCCACUAUCGCUGUGCCCGGCAGCCCUGCUGCAUGGUCCAACAUCAAACAACCCAAGCAAGUCUGCAAAAACAGUGGCCUCAUCUACAUUGCUCAAAAUGCCGCCCGCCAUCCAGACUAUCCCCUCGAGCCACUCUUCCGCGCUGUGGACAUGGAGAAGCCUGGCUUCGACAUGCGCUCCGUUGACAUCGUGAGCGACCGCAACAACAUCCGAAAGCUGCUAUCCUUCAUCGACCCCAGCACGGCGAAGAGCGGCCUUGAGCCUUUCACGAUCAAGGUCGAGGUAGCAGGUCAGACUGUUAUCCUCAACCGUUACGAGACGCUUGUGAAGGAGUUUCUCGGACCAAACGAUUUCAGAGGCUUUGGUCACGAGUUUGAGAAGGCGUUUACCAAGGAUGAGGUUGCUGGAAGCACCGGCCAUCACAGGAUCAUCAACUAUCGCUUCAAUGAUCUGAACGUGGUCAUUCGACAUGAGACUGACGGAUACGUGCGAGCUGCUAGCGGCGACGACAAUGACGACGACAUCGCAAGCAUGCUGGACGAUCUAUCGCUCGACACGCGCGGUGACAAGCCAUCACCAGUGUCAAUUCUCAGUUCCAAAUUGACAAUCAAGAAAGCGGGCAAAGAAGUGUCCCUGGCUUCCACUCUCGAGAUCAAGACCCGAGUCGCCCACAAGCCGUUACCGAUGGAUGAAGGCGUUUUCCAGGUUCCAACGGUGGAGGACACCACCGCUGUGAUCAAGAGCUGGGAGACCAAGAACCAGAAAUCGCUGGGCUUGCUUGCAACCCUGAUGAGGAAGAUUGUUGAUGUUGUGGCACCACUUGGACGUGCUACGAUCAAGUACAAUGAAGGAAGUGGUCGGCUGGAGAUCUGCAAGACGGAGGCGAAGGACAUGCUGCCCCGAGAUGUUUACAUGAGGUGGAACAAGACCGACCCAGACCAGGCGGCGGCGAGUGACGGCGUCGCGGUCGGUAGCGAUGUUGCUGACGUGGCCGAUGACUGUGCCUCGAAGGACAAGUCGGACAUCGAGUCAAAGAAGCAUGAGACUACACUCAAAUAA